CUCAAAAGUGAUAUAUAAAGCACCCUUGGCCUCGAAGUUGGAGGCCUUGGAAUCUAUGCCACCAGCUACUCACGUACGGAAGUGGUGAUCAUGCCACGUACUCUGUCCCCUUUGGAGCCCGUUAGAACUUCGAGCAGCACCUCGUGGCCAAUCCCUGGCCCAUCAAGAACUCGAAGCCAAAACCGAAGCACCGUCACCUCCGUUUCCGUGAAGAACACAGUCGAUCGCCCGACCGAGGAGUCCUUACAAGAACGGAUCACGCGUCUCGGCCGCGAACGCCCUCCCAUCUUCGCCACGCCCUGGAGUGAAAUAUCCUUCGUUUUCAGCGUCAUCAUGUCUCAAUUCCUGACCGAGUUCUUUGUCUCAGGCUUUACCCUCAUCCUGCCAACUUUGAUGAGGGAGCUUGACAUCCCCGCGGCGUCCAGUGUGUGGCCCGCCACGUCGUUUUCUCUGGUCGUUGCCAGCACCCUUCUGGUAUUCGGCCGUCUGGGUGAUAUGUGGGGCGGCCACCCCGUCUUCCUGGGCGGGCUCGCAUGGCUUCUUAUCUGGAGUAUCAUCGCAGGAUUCAGCAUCUCUCCUCUGAUGCUCGACCUCUGCCGAGCCCUUCAAGGUCUGGGAGCCGCCGCCUUUCUCCCGACAGGAGUUAUGCUCCUGGGCUCGGUGUACCGGCCUGGACCGCGCAAGAAUCUCGUUUUUGCCAUCUACGGCACUUCUGCAGUCUUCGGUUUCUUCGGGGGCAUUUUUGUUGCCGGCAUCGUCGGCCAAUUCCUCCGCUGGGGGUUUUAUUUCUGGAUCGGCGGUAUAUUGGCGGCUAUCACGCUAGGAACGUCGAUUUUGUCGAUCCCGCACUCGCUGUUGAAAGGGGACGGCAACAUCAAGAUGGACUACCUAGGCGCUCUCACAGUCGUCUCCGGCCUGGUCCUGACAGUCUUCGCCAUCACCCAGUCCGCGCACGCUCCAUCGGCUUGGGGCACGCCAUAUAUCCCUGUAUGCUUGACUCUCGGCCUCCUCUCUCUGCUGUCAGCUGUCUACAUCGAAACGCGUGUCUGCUCGCAGCCCCUUCUACCCGCCUCCAUUUUCACGACUCCCUCUAUGACUCCCCUCCUUGUCGCACUCUUCUUCCUUUACGGUACGUGGGGAAUCUUCUCCGUAUAUGGAACGCUAUACUUCCAAAACAUUUUGUCCGCCACUCCUCUUCAGGUUGUUGCCUGGUACACCCCGCUCGGCGUUGCCGGACUUCUUCUCAGUGUUCUGGAGGGUCUCAUCCUCCAUCUGGUGUCCGGGAGGGUCCUCCUGAUCAUAUCCGGCCUGGGCGCAGUGGGCUCGCAACUCCUCUUGGCCCUCAUUCCACGCGUAGGGCCAAGUUACUGGGCGUGGAUCUUCCCUGCCACCAUCCUCAGCACCAUCGGGAUCGACCUCUCCACCAUCCUAAUGACGGUCUUUAUCACAACCACUUUUCCCACCUCGCAGCAGGGCCUGGCUGGGGGCGUGAUCAAUUCCGUGCUGCAGCUAGGAGUCGCACUUUGUCUUGGGCUGACGGACAUCAUUCAGUCGUCGACCGUUGAACAUUCGGGUUUAAGAACUAGCUAUAAGAGCACAUUCUGGUUUGGGGUUGGUGUGGGAGCGGUGAGUUUGGUAUUGUUGGCGGUUUGGGGGAAGGUUCCGAAAGCGCAAAGUGAUUUGACUGCGGACGAGAAAGAAGAAUUGAUGCAAGAGGCGGAAGGCGAAGAGCAGGGACCGGUUGUGGGCGAAGGUGGCCCUGAAUGAUGCGUGUGAAGGG
This is a messenger RNA of Exophiala viscosa, 1780 nucleotides long. Its product is annotated as major facilitator superfamily domain-containing protein. Gene Ontology annotation, cellular component: membrane. The coding region runs from base 91 to 1767 and encodes 558 amino acids. Gene Ontology annotation, molecular function: transmembrane transporter activity. The record is from RefSeq and is a predicted model, not a curated record. The transcript has 2 exons. Gene Ontology annotation, biological process: transmembrane transport. Lineage: Eukaryota; Fungi; Ascomycota; Eurotiomycetes; Chaetothyriales; Herpotrichiellaceae.